Molecule: messenger RNA, 881 nt
Organism: Lycium ferocissimum
Lineage: Eukaryota; Viridiplantae; Streptophyta; Magnoliopsida; Solanales; Solanaceae
Product: DNA-directed RNA polymerases II, IV and V subunit 8B-like
Exons: 5
Coding region: 174-617 (147 amino acids)
Biological process (GO): DNA-templated transcription
Cellular component (GO): RNA polymerase III complex; RNA polymerase II, core complex; RNA polymerase I complex
Molecular function (GO): DNA-directed RNA polymerase activity
Source: RefSeq, a predicted model, not a curated record
AGCCCAUCCAAACAGACUAGUUUCUGAGUGCAUAAAUAAAGUUAAAAGGAAGGGAGUGAAAACCCUGUAACGCCAAGUCCCUCUUAAACCCUCUCCCUGGUUCGCUGCAAGCUCAAACCUAGUUAUCUCCGAAUUGAGCAGGUGACGUUGUCUCGGGAAGCUUACCUCUGAAAAUGGAUGCGUUCCACUUUGACGAAAUUAUUAAGAUUCGAAAGGUGGAUGCUGAUGGCAAAAAGUAUGACAAAGUUUCUCGCAUAGAAGCAGAAAGUAAUGAUGGUGAGACAUCGAUCCUGCUAGAUAUCAACUCAGAACUAUACCCUAUGCAGCGAAAAGAGUUGUAUAGGAUGGUUAUAUCAACGACGCUGAGUAUGGAUGGGUCAGCUGUUACUAGCUAUCCCUAUCCUCCUGAGGGAAAAUCUCUUGCUGACAAAUUUGAAUACAUCGUGCAUGGGCUAGUAUAUAAGGUCUCAAUGGAUACAUCAGGACCUGACAAAAAAGUAGUGGUUUAUGUCUCCUUCGGAGGACUUCAGCUGAUGCUUAAAAGUGAUCCCGUCAAGGCUCAGAAGUUUAAGCUUGAUCAGAAGCUCUUUCUUCUUUUGAGGAAGAUGGUGAAGUGACUCCAUUCGUUGUUGCUCUUGAAUCCUGCGAUGGGAGCAGAGACUUUGUUUGCAAGAUUUUCCCUACAAAAUGAAACCUAUGCUGUUGAACUGCAUCUUUGUUGGUGAAAUUAUGUAUAGUUCUGAACUUAAUUAAGAUGUAUCGACUCUGUUCUUGGCAAAAAUGUUUGUUUUGGAACUGUUUGCUAGAAAACAGGUCUUUGUGAACGCACUUAUGGUAUCCAUUUUGGCUUUGUUGCAAUGAACAAGUUGGUUGUAUUAUCA